AUGAUCCCGUACUCAAAGCCUUUCCAGCCGCCCAACUCGUUGCAAUACGUCGACAAUGUCUUGAAGACAGGAAAGUUGGCUCAAGGGCCGUAUACACAAAGGUGCGAGGAAUGGCUAGAAGAUAUGAUGCAAGCCGGAAAGGCUUUUCUGGUGACCUCCGGGACGACAGCGCUCGAGAUGGCCGCCAUGGUUAUCGAUAUUCAAGCAGGUGACGAAGUCAUCUUUCCCAGCUAUACGUUCGUGUCCACGGUCAACGCCUUCGUCAGCCGGGGGGCCACGCCUGUGUUUGUCGAUAUCGAGAGGGACACGAUGAACAUGGACGCAAAUCUGGUCGAGGCUGCAAUCUCCGAAAGAACGCGGGCCAUUGUCCCGGUCCACUACGCCGGUAUCUCGUGCGACAUGGACGCACUGAUGGACAUUGCGUCCCGUCACAACCUUCUCGUUGUGGAAGAUGCAGCACAGAGCCUCACUUCCAAAUAUCGCGGUGUGUAUUCUGGCACUAUUGGGCACAUCGGCUGCAUCAGCUUCCACGAGACGAAGAACGUCACGUCCGGAGGCCAGGGCGGUGCCGUUUUGAUCAACCGGGACGACUUGGUCGAGAGGGCCGAGGUCGUCUACGACAACGGCACCAACAGAGUAAAAUUCUUCCGCGAAAAGUUGCCAAUGUAUGAGUGGCAGGACAUCGGAUCCAACUAUGUCAUGUCCGAGGUGCUUGCCGCCCUCCUGUGGUCCCAUCUCGAGAUGGCGCAAUUCAUCCAGCAGACCAGGCUAAGGAUCUGGAAUACAUACCAAGCCUCGCUCAAGCCGCUGUCAGAGUCUUCGGGAGAGUUCUUCCUGCCAAAAAUGCCAGAAAGCUGCGAGCACAAUGGUCACAUAUUCUACCUCAAGCUGCGGGACGCAUCUCGUCGUCCGGGCUUCGUUCGGUACAUGAAAGAGAACGGGGUAUCUGUAUCUUCCCACUACUCUCCCCUCCAUAUGUCAGCGAUCGGGAAGAAGAUUGGGAAAUUUUUUGGAAAAGACGAGAACACUUCCGUGGCAAGCCUUCAACUUGUGCGUCUGCCCAUCUUUUUUGAGAUGAGCGACGAAGAACAGAACAAGGUUAUUUCACUGGUACAGAGUUACUUUGGGCGCAAGGCGUCGAGGCUUUAG
Messenger RNA from Colletotrichum lupini, 1149 nucleotides. RefSeq lists its product as uncharacterized. Gene Ontology annotation, biological process: polysaccharide biosynthetic process. The coding region runs from base 1 to 1149 and encodes 382 amino acids. The transcript has a single exon. NCBI's taxonomy places the organism in Eukaryota, Fungi, Ascomycota, Sordariomycetes, Glomerellales, Glomerellaceae. The record is from RefSeq and is a predicted model, not a curated record. Gene Ontology annotation, molecular function: dTDP-4-amino-4,6-dideoxygalactose:2-oxoglutarate transaminase activity; pyridoxal phosphate binding.